Bipolaris sorokiniana ND90Pr is the source of this 858-nucleotide messenger RNA. RefSeq lists its product as uncharacterized. The transcript has a single exon. Gene Ontology annotation, biological process: ribosomal small subunit assembly; maturation of SSU-rRNA from tricistronic rRNA transcript (SSU-rRNA, 5.8S rRNA, LSU-rRNA); translation. The record is from RefSeq and is a predicted model, not a curated record. The coding region runs from base 120 to 773 and encodes 217 amino acids. Gene Ontology annotation, molecular function: structural constituent of ribosome; mRNA 5'-UTR binding; small ribosomal subunit rRNA binding. NCBI's taxonomy places the organism in Eukaryota, Fungi, Ascomycota, Dothideomycetes, Pleosporales, Pleosporaceae. Gene Ontology annotation, cellular component: ribosome; mitochondrial small ribosomal subunit.
CUUUUUCCGCAUCGGCCAUUCGGCAAUGCCAAGCAUCGUAACUUCGCAACUUUCUUUGACCUUCUAGCCCACCAAUGUUCCUGCAGUCUUGAUUGGGGCGUCUGUCACCACCACCAAACAUGGCUCACAACACCGCGUUACGGACGUUUCGAUCCCUUACAAAUACAAUUGCUACAUCAUGCCGACAUGCGCAAUCGCUGCGACCCUUCACCCACAGUACACGAGCCCUCAAUGCAGCGCCGACCGACCGCAAUAAACCAGACCAGUCAAUGGACUCAUUGCUCUCAAACGUAUCCCAAAAUUUUUACCAAGCGGGGCAAGAUCAAUUCUCGACCCUCAUCCCAAACGCAGACGGCUUUCCCAGAGUCGGCAACCUAGUCCAGCGCGAAUGGGAAGAAGACGACAAGCACAAACUACACGUCUACGCAACCAAACAUAACACACAUUUGUGCCUUACCAGACCCAAUCGCGAUCCAUUGAUAUCGGUAUCAUGUGGUAACAUUGGGUUCAGGAAAGCGGGGAGAGGCUCGUAUGACGCUGCCUAUCAGUUGGCUGCAUUCUUGAUGAACAGAAUCCAGGACAAGGGCUUGUUGCCACAAAUCAAGAAAUUAGAGUUGGUGUACAGAGGGUUUGGCCCAGGAAGAGAGGCCGUCACAAAGGCGAUAUUGGGCGCCGAGGGAAAGAAGAUACGGCCGUUGAUUGUCAAACUGGCAGACUCGACGAGGUUGAAGUUUGGCGGCGUGAGAAGUAAGAAGCCAAGGAGAUUGGGUUAGAGACUCUGGCUGGUAUGGUCAGGCAACAUGAAAAGAAAGACGGAAACUGUACGAUGAGAUGUUGGACCUGGAAAGCGUUCAUGAA